Messenger RNA from Knipowitschia caucasica, 339 nucleotides. The record is from the annotation of a GenBank genome assembly. Lineage: Eukaryota; Metazoa; Chordata; Actinopteri; Gobiiformes; Gobiidae.
AUGAGGAAGGAACCAGAGGAUGAAGGAACAAGAGUAGGAAGCAACCAGAUGAGGAAGCAACCAGAGGAGGAAGCAACCAGAGGAGGAAGCAACCAGAUGAGGAAGCAACCAGAGGAGGAAGCAACCAGAGGAGGAAGCAACCAGAGGAGGAAGCAACCAGAUGAGGAAGCAACCAGCGGAGGAAGGAACCAGAGGCAGAAGGAACCAGAGGAGGAAGGAACAAGAGUCAAAAUCAGAGCAGUCUCCGGCGAACGACGAGAGGAAUCCAAUGGAAAACUCCAGCGCGAUAGAACCGCCGCCUCCUCAGAAGAGCUCGGGGGCAGCGUCGGCUCUGAGUGA